AUGCCUCAAGACGCUCAAGUGGUGCGCCGUGCAGCGUCGUACUGCGAUCUGGGGAGUGAUGGAUCCGUCGACGUGCAGACGCCAUAUACACUAGCGGCUUCAGGGUUCCAUCUUUCGCUCCCUCGCCUCUGGAGGGUUCCAAAGUUUGUCAUCGACUUUGCCACACCCGAAGCCCGGCACCCAAGCCUCGCAGUGGGCCAUGUCGAACACUACGGAGGUGCAUCGACGCCCGUACGCUCUCGGGGGCAUCGGAUGAACCUCGCGCGGGUUAUCUUGCUGCUUUGA
Molecule: messenger RNA, 285 nt
Organism: Penicillium oxalicum
Lineage: Eukaryota; Fungi; Ascomycota; Eurotiomycetes; Eurotiales; Aspergillaceae
Exons: 2
Coding region: 1-285 (94 amino acids)
Source: RefSeq, a predicted model, not a curated record